CUAUCAGGCCAGCCUCUCUCUCCACCCCACCCCCUCUUUCUGGCGUCCAUCCCCUCCCGAACACCACCUCUGCUGCUGCCUCUGGCUGUGGACCUGCACCUCUUCCCCAUCCCCGCCAGACCUGCGGAGCUGAGUGAACCUGGAUGAGAGCCCCCACCCACAACCUGGGGCUCUCCCAGGCCAUGGCCCGCGUGCUCCCAGGGAGGAGCCCCGGACCCUGAACAUCUGCUAGAGGUUUGGCAGAGGCCCCGAGGGGACCGUGUCUUCUGAGGACAAAAGGCGGCGGCCAGCAGGCAGACAGGGAGGUGGGGAGGGGGUGCAGGAGAGGACUGGCAGCCAGGAGGGCAGACGGGUAGCAGGGGCCAGCGCUGGCCCCCCUCCCAGCUUGGCAGAGGCAUGAAGAUGGGGGUGGGAGUGUGUAGUGGGGGAAGCACCUGCCGGGACCCCCACCUGCCAGCUAGUUGGAUACCCCAAGGCUGUGUGCUGUCCACCUGGUGUUCCCCAACACCCUCAGCCCUGCCCAGUGCACCCCUCUGGUGCCUGCUUUCCCUGAUGCCUGCGAUUUAGACCAGCCCGGCUGUAUCCACGGCAACAGAAGCAGGAGUGUCACUGGCCGCCAGACACUGAGGGUCCCACAAUGUGACCUGGGCUGUGAUUUAUCCUGGGUGAGACAGCUUGAGCCCCCAUCCUGGAUUCCAAGAUAUUCCUGCUGAGAAAGCCCAGGUGCAGUGCAGCAGGACAACUGAUGGAGCCCCCCAGGGCCCAUCGAGUACUGGACUGGCUGACCCCAUAGGGUUAGCUGUAGCCCCUGCCCCUCAGUAUGGCCAACACCACCGGAGAGCCUGAGGAGGUGAGCGGCACACUGUCCCCACCGUCAGCAUCGGCUUAUGUGAAGCUGGUGCUGCUGGGACUGAUUAUGUGUGUGAGCCUGGCAGGCAACGCCAUCUUGUCCCUGCUGGUGCUCAAGGAGCGUGCCCUGCACAAGGCUCCUUACUACUUCUUGCUGGACCUGUGCCUGGCCGAUGGCAUUCGCUCUGCCGUCUGCUUCCCCUUUGUGCUGGCUUCUGUGCGCCACGGCUCCUCAUGGACCUUCAGUGCACUCAGCUGCAAGAUUGUGGCCUUUAUGGCUGUGCUCUUUUGCUUCCAUGCGGCCUUCAUGCUGUUCUGCAUCAGCGUCACCCGCUAUAUGGCCAUCGCCCACCACCGCUUCUACGCCAAGCGCAUGACACUCUGGACAUGCGCAGCUGUCAUCUGCAUGGCCUGGACCCUGUCUGUAGCCAUGGCCUUCCCACCUGUCUUCGACGUGGGCACCUACAAGUUUAUCCGGGAGGAGGACCAGUGCAUCUUUGAGCAUCGCUAUUUCAAAGCCAAUGACACGCUGGGCUUCAUGCUUAUGUUGGCUGUGCUCAUGGCAGCCACACAUGCUGUCUAUGGCAAGCUGCUCCUCUUCGAGUAUCGUCACCGCAAGAUGAAGCCAGUGCAGAUGGUACCAGCCAUCAGCCAGAACUGGACAUUCCAUGGCCCUGGGGCUACCGGCCAGGCUGCUGCCAACUGGAUCGCUGGCUUUGGCCGUGGGCCCAUGCCACCAACCCUUCUGGGUAUCCGGCAAAAUGGGCAUGCAGCCAGCCGGCGGCUACUGGGCAUGGACGAGGUCAAGGGUGAAAAGCAGCUGGGCCGCAUGUUCUACGCGAUCACACUGCUCUUCCUGCUCCUCUGGUCACCUUAUAUUGUGGCCUGCUACUGGCGAGUGUUUGUGAAAGCCUGCGCUGUGCCCCACCGCUACCUGGCCACUGCUGUUUGGAUGAGCUUCGCCCAGGCUGCCGUCAACCCGAUCGUCUGCUUCCUGCUCAACAAGGACCUCAAGAAGUGCCUGAGGACUCACGCCCCCUGCUGGGGCACAGGAGGUGCCCCGGCUCCCAGAGAACCCUACUGUGUCAUGUGAAGCAGGCUGGUAGGCAGACAGGCAGGGAGAAGGCCAUGGCCACCAUGAUGGAGCCAACAGCAAGGGAGGAGUGAGGCCCCUACAGGAGCCUUCCUUUCUGAGCUCCAGCCCCAGCCCCCUCGAACCACCCGUAAUCUAGGCACCUUUGCCAACAUCUCCCCAGAGUGAAGGACUGGGCAGGGGACUUGGAAAGAGGCAUAUUUAGUUUUGUGGGGCCUGUCUCCACUGCCUCCUUCUCUACUUCUACAAUCUCUCUCUCUAUCUCUCUCUCUCUCUCUCUCUCUCUCUCUCUCUCUCUCUCUCAACAAUUCAGAAAAACAGAACAAAACUGAGAAUGCAGGUUUUUCUACUAACAACUGAGGAGACAGGCUUUCUUGCUUUAAUGUCUCUCCUUCUGAUGUUGUCCAGAAGGGGGAAUUUUGUCCUGUAAAAUAGACUUCCAGAGCUCUUAUUGCCCCCUCUGUUCCCAUGCACCCUCUCCUUCUAAGUCCUUUAGCAAUGCCUGGAUGUUUAGGAAGAAAUUGAUCCAAGGCUGCUGGCGAGAGGAACCAAAGGGGGUGCUGGGUCCCCAGGAAGCAGAAAUGUUUAAUUGCUAUAUUGUGUGCAAUGCUGUUUUAGGCCAACCCAGGCCCCAAGCCCAGUCUCUUCUCCCUCCCCACCAUGUCCAGACCUCCCAAGUGGUUUUGCACACCUGUUGGAGAAGCCAAGAAAGUAGGGAGAAGGGCCCCCAGGGUGGGCUGAGGCUAGCUGAAGAGCAGAAUGUGAGCUGAACGCCUCAAGCUGAAGAGACCCAAGCUUGGUUGCCUUCUCUUGUGCUGCCUUCUGGAUCCCCUACCUCCAACUCUUUUUCCUGAGGAUGGAAAUCCACUCCAGCACCACUAGGGCUGAUGUGGGUGCCAUACAGGCAGGAACGGCCUCCCAGGGGAGUGUAGGGAGGGAGCCAAACUCCCCAGAGUAGCUGGACCACAGAGCCUUGGGUUCACACUACUCUUCUGAAGAAGAAAAUUCCUUUUGGGCCUGGGUAACUGUUAGUCGUAUAAACUCCAAGGCACUGUGGACUUGAGUCCAUUCCUAUCUGACCUCUUUUUGACUCCUUCAAGCCUCAGGAGCCUCAAGCCCCUACUUGGAAGCCCUUGGCCUUCUGGGUCUUCAGCCGCAAACAUCCUUUUUCCCAACAGCCCUUCUGCCCCUUCCUCCCUCCACCCUUACCUACACCCAAAGUGGAGCAGACCGAAACCAGAUUCUCCAGGUGGGAGAUCCCAAGCCUCCCUUCCAGGGGCAGAGUCCACUCUAGGCUUACUUUAAGGCCAGUUCUGUGGAUGGGUGAGCCAAGCUGGCACUCCUUUGCCUGGCCCUGCCCAGGCUCUCUGCCUCCCUCUCAUUUCCUGGGCGGGAGGGGGGGAGUGGGCAUCUGUAUUUAUCCACCCCCCUUUCCCUUCUCAAUAGAAGCCCCUGUCCUAAGCUCCCUCUCGACCCCAAGACAGCCCCAGAACUGGGGAAGCCUGACCCAAAAGGAAUGGGGAGGGCACUCUAGGCAGGAGAGACAUUAAUGAGCCUGGCUGUGGAGUGGCCCUGGAAAGGCAGGCCAGAGUGGCUGAGAGGCAGGAGUGGGGGAGCCUGUUCUCUCGGUGAUAGUGAUGGGGGUGCCUUUCCAAGGGGUUGGGGUGGGAAGACCAAAGGGGUAGGGGGUAGAUAGGGUACAUUUAGGAGGGUUUUCCUCCAUUUCUUUUUUCUAACUGCCUGGAUUCACCAUUGGAUUUUGUAAAUGGAAAAACUGAAAUGAACAAUGCUAUAUUG
Carlito syrichta (Philippine tarsier) is the source of this 3739-nucleotide messenger RNA. RefSeq names its product G protein-coupled receptor 173 (gene GPR173). Gene Ontology annotation, biological process: G protein-coupled receptor signaling pathway. Gene Ontology annotation, cellular component: plasma membrane. The record is from RefSeq and is a predicted model, not a curated record. The coding region runs from base 821 to 1942 and encodes 373 amino acids. The transcript has 2 exons. Lineage: Eukaryota; Metazoa; Chordata; Mammalia; Primates; Tarsiidae. Gene Ontology annotation, molecular function: G protein-coupled receptor activity.